AUGUGCUGUAAUGGAGGAAAAGUCGAAUUGCCCAAUUUAAUAGAAGCACCAGAUCCCCUAAAGAUUCUUCUAUUUGGUACCGAUCGAAGAAGCAAGCAUUUCCAAGAACACAUACGGUCGUAUAAUAUGAUGUUCUCAUUCACAUCUAUUGGAGGAAAGAUACAGACUACGAUAAACAGAGGAUCCGGUCCGUACACGUUCCUACUCCAUGGACAAAACUACCAUUUAAUGGGUAGUUUGUUGCCAGAUGAAGGAUCGCGUCCCAAGUUUGCUCAACUUUAUAUAUUUGACACGGAGAAUGAAGUCAAGAAUCGAAUGGAUGCAGUCAGAUCCGGAGACAGUUCCAGCGAAUUGGAUCCUGAGAUUGUUUCUACAUUGAAGGAUAUGGUCGACAGCUCAAAUUUGCUUGCUCAGUCUUACAGAGCUGCCCGGGACAGGCUCGCACAGACAGGAAUGGAAGAUGUCAAAUUGAGACUCAUAAAGAAACGGAGUACGGAUGGCCGUACUUACAAUCUCCCGAACUCCAGUGAAAUCGCGGGACUCAUUGUUGGUGAUUUUGAUACCCAGGAGGGUUAUCCGCUAAUAUUUCUUUACGGCGAGGAUGGUUAUAGUGAUGAUAUACCACUGAGGGAAACAUCAGUGAGUGGUACACGUAUACGCAAGAAGUUAACAAUGCGGCAGUACUUUGCAUAUAGGAUCCAAAAAAGAUUUGGUGACAGCGCGGUUCUGUUGCACUCAAAAAAAUUGUGCCAGCAGUUCAUGGUCGACGCAUUUUCAAUGGUUGAAUCGGAAAGACUGAAAUUCAUAAGAUUUAACCAGGAUAAGUUAAGAGUUGAAAUGUACAAGGGUAUCGAGGAAAGUAUUUUGAAGGGAGAUACGGAUGCUAGAUCCAUUGGCACGAGGGUUAUUCUACCAGGCAGUUUUACCCAAGGUCCAAGAUACAUGUUUAACAACUUCGUCGAUGCUCUUCAAAUAUGCAACUGGAUUGGAUUUCCAUCGUCGUUCAUCACUAUAACCUGCAAUCCACAGUGGCCGGAAAUUCAAAGGGCGUGGAGCGGUACUAAUUUGAGACCUGAAGACCGUCCCGAUAUUCUUGCUCGAGUUUUUAAGAUGAAGCUCGACAGUCUGAUGUCAGAUUUGAAGAAGGGCAAAAUAUUUGGUCGCAUUAGAGCACAUGUUUGCACAAUUGAGUUUCAGAAGCGCGGUCUCCCGCAUGCGCACAUAUUGAUUUGGCUUCACAAUGAAGACAAACCGAAGACAUCAAAAGACAUAGAUAAAAUCAUAUGUGCCGAAAUCCCAGAUAAGGUAAUAGACCGAAAGAUGUACGAUUUGGUUGAGAAGUAUAUGAUUCACGGCCCGUGCGGUCUGGCCAAUCAAAACUCUCCAUGCAUGAAGGACGGGAUUUGCACGAAGCGAUUUCCAAAGAGUUUUGUAAACCGUACUGAGGCAGAUGCAGAUGGUUAUCCGGUGUACAGAAGAAGAGAAAAUGGGAGGACCGUGGUUAAGAAGAAAACAUAUCUCGACAAUGGUUUCGUCGUGCCUUAUAACCGUACUCUACUGAAAAAGUACAGAGCACACAUUAAUGUCGAGUUGUGCAACCAGAAUAAAUCGAUAAAGUAUUUAUUCAAGUAUGUCAACAAAGGACACGAUCGGGUCACGGCGGCAUUUUAUCAAUCAAAUAAUCCAGGUGCAACUCCUGAAUGUCGCGAUGAGAUAAAGAUGUACUACGACUGCCGAUAUCUUUCGGCAUGCGAGGCUGCUUGGAGGUUAUUUAGGUUUGACAUUCACUUUAGAGACCCACCGGUGAUUAGGUUAAGCUUUCAUCUUCCGGACAGUCAGUUUGUAGUGUUCACAGAUAAUGACUCAUUAGUUGAUGUGCUGAACAGACCGACUGCGAAGCAAACGAUGUUCCUUGCUUAG
Erythranthe guttata (spotted monkey flower) is the source of this 1920-nucleotide messenger RNA. The record is from RefSeq and is a predicted model, not a curated record. Lineage: Eukaryota; Viridiplantae; Streptophyta; Magnoliopsida; Lamiales; Phrymaceae.